UGCAAAUUUCUUCUUCUUCUCCGAGUUUCAGUUUGAGUCUUCCUUUUUCUGCGGCCGACUUCCGAAGCUCACGAUAAACGCCAUUGUUAAGGAUGGAAGAAGACAAAGAGGAUCUCAAGUCGUUUAAAGACCUCGGAGUUUGCGACCAAUUGGUGGAAGCUUGUGAUAGUUUGGGUUGGAAAAACCCAUCUAAGAUUCAAGUAGAAUCUAUUCCUCACGCUCUGGAAGGUAAGGAUUUAAUUGGUCUAGCACAGACGGGUUCGGGUAAAACUGGAGCUUUUGCCCUUCCUAUUCUUCAAUCACUUCUAGAAUCUCCUCAACAAGCCUUCUUUGGUUGUGUUCUUUCACCAACAAGGGAACUUGCAAUUCAGAUUGCAGAGCAGUUUGAAGCUUUGGGUGCUGGAAUAGGGCUCAAAUGUGUAGUGUUGGUGGGAGGAGUGGACAUGGUACAACAGAGUAUUUCUCUUGGAAAGCGACCUCACAUUGUUGUCGCCACUCCUGGUCGUCUAAUCGAUCAUCUGUCCAACACAAAAGGCUUUUCGCUUCGAACAUUAAAAUACCUUGUGUUGGAUGAGGCCGAUAGAUUGUUGAAUGAGGAUUUCGAGAAAGCAAUUGAUGAGAUUUUGAAAGUUAUUCCUAGUGAAAGGAGGACAUAUUUAUUUUCAGCAACCAUGACUAAAAAGGUGAAGAAGCUUCAGAGGGCUUGUUUGAGAAAUCCCGUGAAGAUUGAAGCUGCGUCUAAAUAUUCGACUGUUGAUACAUUGAAGCAGCAGUAUGUCUUUGUUCCUGCUAAGCACAAGGAUACCUACCUUGUCUAUAUUCUGACGGAGAUGUCAGGAAGUACCUCAAUGGUCUUCACUAGGACAUGUGAUGCUACUCGCAUUUUGGCUCUUAUGCUGAGAAACCUUGGUUUUAGAGCUAUCCCAAUUAGUGGCCAAAUGAGUCAGACAAAGAGACUCGGUGCCCUCAACAAAUUCAAGGCUGGAGAAUGCAACAUUCUUGUGUGUACUGAUGUUGCCAGUAGAGGACUCGAUAUUCCAUCUGUGGAUAUGGUUAUCAACUUCGAUAUCCCCUCAAAUUCAAAGGACUACAUUCAUAGAGUUGGAAGAACAGCUCGAGCAGGUCGCUCUGGAGUUGCAAUCUCAAUUGUGAAUCAGUAUGAGUUGGAGUGGUAUAUACAAAUAGAAAAACUCAUAGGUAAGAAACUACCCGAAUUCCCUGCCCAAGAAGAGGAAGUUCUAAUGUUAGCAGAGCGCGUAUCAGAGGCUAAAAGGAUAUCCCAUAUGAAAAUGAAAGAAACCGGUAGCAAAAAGAGAAGGGGAGGAGGAGAUGAAGGCGAUGAAGAAAUGAAGAAGUAUUUAUCUACUGGGAAGAACAACAAUAACACCGGAAAAUCUUUUAAGAAAUCGAAGAAAUAUUAAUGAACUAGGUGGAUUUGCUCGUCAAUUUUGACCUCUUAUUUUAUGUUGUAACUAUAUUUAUCUUGGAUGAUAUUGAAUAUAUAGGUUAAUUAAACAAUUGUAAUUUGUACGGAUUUUGUUAUCAAAUUACUAGUUAUUUUAAUUCUCUGUUA
Impatiens glandulifera is the source of this 1573-nucleotide messenger RNA. Its product is annotated as DEAD-box ATP-dependent RNA helicase 10-like. Bases 93 to 1421 code for a protein of 442 amino acids. The record is from RefSeq and is a predicted model, not a curated record. NCBI's taxonomy places the organism in Eukaryota, Viridiplantae, Streptophyta, Magnoliopsida, Ericales, Balsaminaceae. The transcript is spliced from 13 exons. Gene Ontology annotation, molecular function: RNA helicase activity; nucleic acid binding; ATP binding.